This is a messenger RNA of Syzygium oleosum, 2311 nucleotides long. Its product is annotated as laccase-14-like. Gene Ontology annotation, biological process: lignin catabolic process. The transcript has 7 exons. Lineage: Eukaryota; Viridiplantae; Streptophyta; Magnoliopsida; Myrtales; Myrtaceae. Gene Ontology annotation, molecular function: hydroquinone:oxygen oxidoreductase activity; copper ion binding. Gene Ontology annotation, cellular component: apoplast. Bases 496 to 2181 code for a protein of 561 amino acids. The record is from RefSeq and is a predicted model, not a curated record.
UCUGCUGCAUAUCUCUCGACUUCUAGUGGCUCUAUUAUUCACAACUGAAACAUGGGACUGCUCGUCUAGUGUCCAGGAACAAAAACAUGGGUUUUGAUCGGGAAACUUCAUUUAAAUUCUCUCUUUCUUGCCGGUACGACUAAAUAAAGAGAAGUUUAUCAGCUCGUUCUUCUGCCGCGCUCUUCAACCAAUCUUCUUCUUCGCGGAAACACGGCAAAAACGUGCUCGAGCCAACGAAAGACGAAUGCUCAAUGUCAUAGGACACGUUGUUUUGCAGGCAAAAUGACGACUUUUUCUUCACGUGGGGGCAGACAGAAAGCGUCUAGACAGAGAUCACCAAGCAUCAAAAGAAGUUUCCUAUAAGUAGCCCCCUUCGAUGGAAGGUGAAGGUCACAAGAAGAAAGAGACUGAGCACAACACAAGUAUCCUUUGUUGUUCUGGAUCAAGGGAUUUGUACAAGUUCAAUUUGUCUUGUUGAGAGAGAGAGGAGAGCCGAUGGGAACAUUUCUAGGGUUUGCGGUCACUAUGACCCUGCUCUUCUGCAUGGCUCAAGGCGAAGUCCUCCACUAUGAUUUCGUGGUAAAGGAGACACCUAUUGACAUGUUGUGUGAGACAAAUCGAACCAUAUUGACCGUGAAUGGUCUGUUUCCUGGGCCGGAGAUCCGUGCUUACAAGGGCGACACCAUCUACGUUAAUGUCACCAACAUAGGACCUUAUGGCAUCACUAUUCACUGGCAUGGAGUGAGACAAAUCCGGUAUCCCUGGUCUGAUGGCCCAGAGUACGUCACGCAGUGCCCGAUCCCUACGAACUCGAGCUUCCUUCAGAAAAUCAUACUCACUGAAGAAGAAGGCACGGUGUGGUGGCACGCGCAUAGCGACUGGUCACGCGCCACCGUGCACGGUCCUAUAAUCAUUUUGCCCAUCAACGACACCUACCCUUAUGAGUUUGAUGUACAACACACAAUCGUGAUUUCUGAAUGGUAUGCAAGAGAUGUGAUGGACAUAAUCACCGAGGCUCUUGAAUCUGGAGGCGAUCCGGACUUGUCCGUGGCUUAUACCAUUAAUGGUCAACCGGGAGACAGUUAUACAUGCUCUAACGGUUCGGCAUACAAUAUAACAGUUGUGCAAAACAAAACGUAUCUCCUCCGGAUCAUCCACUCCGGGAUGAACGAAGAGAUGUUCUUCGGCAUAGCCGAGCACAAUAUCACUGUGGUCGGAAUGGACGGAGCUUAUUUGAAGCCGCUUAAUACUGAUUACCUCAUGAUAACUCCCGGUCAAACAAUGGACGUUUUGGUCACCGCGAACCAAACCCCUGGUCGCUACUACAUGGUUUUUAGUCCGUUUGUGGACACUACCGCCCCGUCCAAUGAAAACAUCACAAUGGGGAUAUUCCAAUACAAUGGCAUUUAUAACCACUCAGAGACUCCCGUGUCACCCGAGCUUCCAGGUUUUACCAACAAGAGUGAUGCUGGAAACUUCACUAUUCAGUUGAGGAGUUUGAAUAGUGAAGAACAUCCGUCCACGGUUCCAACCAACAUCACUAGGAACAUUACGAUCACAGUAUCCGUGAAUAGCCAGCCGUGUCCCGCUAAUAAAAAUUGUAGUGGUCCAAACGGCGGUAUGCAUUCGGCAAGCUUGAACAACAUAAGUUUUUGGGCUCCGUCAAUUAGCAUUCUCCAAGCAUACUACAACAAUCUAAUAGGAGUCUACAACAAAACUUUUCCGGAUGAACCACCUUUCGUGUUCGACUACACCGGGAAUGUAUCGGCCAUAGGGGAAGCAACCAAUGUGAGUACCGAAGUGUUGAUGAUUAACUAUAAUGAGGAGGUCGAAAUAAGAUUUCAAGGGACCAAUUUAGGAGCAGCAGAAAAUCACCCUAUGCAUUUACAUGGCUAUAGCUUUUAUGUCGUCGGAAUGGGCGAUGGAAAUUUCAGCGACUCUUAUGUGUCGGAUUAUAAUACGGUGGAUCCACCGUAUAUUAACACCGUCGGACUCCCCAAAAAUGGGUGGACAGCGAUCAGAUUCAAAGCCGAUAAUCCAGGAGUGUGGUUCAUGCACUGUCACUUAGAACGCCAUGCGAGCUGGGGAAUGGACACAGUCCUCAUCGUCGGAGACGGGAAGGAAAAGCAUCAGAAGGUGUUUCCGCCGCCGAAAGACAUGCCUCCUUGUACCGUGUCAUAAUCUGGAUGUUGUCUGCUUUGAGUUCAUUGCUAGUGCAAAAGGCUGUUGACAUGCCAUUGGGAAUAAAUCAUCUGUAUUUUGUACCGAAGGAUGCACUUCUGCACCAUUCUAAUAAGUUUCCAUCGUAACA